Molecule: messenger RNA, 1275 nt
Organism: Cordyceps militaris CM01
Lineage: Eukaryota; Fungi; Ascomycota; Sordariomycetes; Hypocreales; Cordycipitaceae
Exons: 1
Coding region: 1-1275 (424 amino acids)
Source: RefSeq, a predicted model, not a curated record
AUGCCUCCCCCUUUACUUCCAGACUCAAAGAAGACCUGGUGCCGUCAGGUUGAGGCCCACGGCCUAGAAGAUGACACCCUCUUCACGAUUACCCAAUUGAAUUCUGCCUCAAAGAUCGGACUACCUCAGUUCCUGAUGCUCCAGGUUCUUUACCGUCGAAUUCAGCCGAUUUCGAAACUAGAGAAGCUGUUCCAAGAUGGUGCGGUCACGGCAGAAAACUGGACAGCCGCCAAAACCUGCCUCGCCUCGUGCCAGCAGUACCAGGGUUAUAUCCACAGCAUAUUUUCUGGAGAGGCAGUUAUUGGGUCCUUUGCACCGGCUCGUCUAUACCAGAAGCAAUCAUCAGAGCUGAUCGAGCAACCAGACUCCAGUCCGGAAGUGGACAGUUCAAAGAUAUUUCUUCCAAAACGGGUAACCCGCAGCCAGACCCGAGCGGAACGAGGCUCCCCAACACCCAAGUCCAGUGCGGUAGAAACUGAGGAAUUUGCGAAACUAGCAUUGCAUACACCUAAACAGCCGUCAGGAGCAGGAGAUGGCUUCUCCUCAUCAUCGGCAGGAACCCCAUCAAGCUACCUAUAUAGCCCUAACAAUGGCACCCCAAUUCCUCCCAGCGUCGCAGACAAGGUUUACCGGUUUAUUGAGGAUGAGCAAAUUGUCAACUUUUCUCUCAUAGUGCUCUUAGACACACUCAUCAUGAUGUGUCCUGCGGUGAAAGGCUCUUGGAGCCCCUACCGCUGCCCCUUUUCAGUCCGGGACGCUGGAGUGGAGAUCUAUCAAGCCCGUGUUGACGGUGUAUUCCGCCCACAACAUGACCGACCGGGCAACAUGAUCGUCGAGGUCAAGCCGCAUAGCCGACAUGUAAAUCAGAUGGAUGUCAGCAUGCAGGAGUCCGCGCAAAUGGCGGCAUGGAUCGCCGACUACCCGGAUCUAGAGAGCCGGAUCCGCACCAAGAAGGAGAAGGCCGCUCUGGGAAAAGGCAAAGAGACUGUGGGAAAGCCUGUGGCACGGCCGGAGCAGGCGAAGGAGGAGGACCCAAUGCCGCCGAUGCUCAAAUAUCGGCGCGCUCUCAUUUCGCAGAACCGCCGGGAUGUGUACAUCACAAUUGGCAGUUACGACGAGGACUACAUUGACUAUAUUACAAAUGUCUGCCAGACCAAGUCUUUCCUUGUUAUGGACUGCUAUGGGCCAUUCUCUGUUACUGAUGCCUCAAACAUGGAAAGACUAUGCCAUAUUAUGCUUGCUCUAUGUCUCCAGGGACGGAUUCUUGAUAAGUAG